Drosophila kikkawai is the source of this 661-nucleotide messenger RNA. Lineage: Eukaryota; Metazoa; Arthropoda; Insecta; Diptera; Drosophilidae. The record is from RefSeq and is a predicted model, not a curated record.
AUGAUUCUCGAAAUUACCGUUGUGCUUGCCACCCUAAGCCUUGUCCGUGCAAAGGAUGCAACCUAUGAACUUAUUAUAUCGGAUUCGGCUCUAGUGACCACUUGCAAAGAAGCUGCACCGGGCAGACUGGACAUCGAUGGCUUUAUGGACUUAUCAGAGAUAUCCACAACCUUGAAAGAGAACGGAGUUGUUCUAGCUGGAAAUAUUACCUUCGUAUGGGACAUUCAACCGCAGGAUCGUAUAAAGGCUGUUAUUAAACUUUUAUAUCUCGAUCGAGGCACCUGGACACCGACAUUUUACACCGUCACAUCAAAUGAUUUUUGCAAGUCAAUGUACGAUUCAAGGCUACCGUGGCACACGUACUGGUUACGACACGUAACAAACUACGAGGAUGUCAAGGACAAAUGUAUAAGUCCUGGGACAAAACUUAUCCUUGAGACUUACUUGUUGAGGUCGACCAUGACCAUGCCCAAAAUUCGAGAGGGAUUUUAUAAAGUCCAGUGUACCUACCAAGCUUUCGAUGUCAAUGGUACCGAGCGGCCUACAAGCGCCUGUUUCGAGGUAUAUGGAGACUUACAACAGUUUUAAAUUUAUAUCUCAUAAAUUGUAAAAAUUUGUUUCAACAAAAGUGGAUUUGCCACUACAACUUGAAAUGUUAAUU